Messenger RNA from Naegleria fowleri, 2463 nucleotides. RefSeq lists its product as uncharacterized. Gene Ontology annotation, molecular function: ATP binding; preribosome binding; RNA binding. Gene Ontology annotation, biological process: ribosome biogenesis. NCBI's taxonomy places the organism in Eukaryota, Heterolobosea, Eutetramitea, Acrasida, Naegleriidae. The coding region runs from base 1 to 2463 and encodes 820 amino acids. The transcript is spliced from 5 exons. The record is from RefSeq and is a predicted model, not a curated record. Gene Ontology annotation, cellular component: nucleus.
AUGAUGAAAAGUAAUGAAUUAUUGUGUUGUGAAGAUAAUGUUUUUUCUUCAGAAACGGAUGACUGGAAAGAUGUAAGGCUUUUAGCUCAUUCGGAAGAUGAUGUUUUUGGUGUGCAGAGGGUCUUGUUGGAUCCAUCACUACUGUUAUCAUCACCAAAUGAAACAAAAAAAAGUAGGACUAUUAAUUAUUGUGAGCCCGUUCAAAUCGUAAUAUCCAUCAGUUCGGAAAUUGUUUUUACUUUUGUGUUGGAAUUUAGUGGAUUUUUGACAAAAGAAAGUAAUCAUGCACUAAGUGACGAUAAUCGCACAACCACUGAUGACCACAAUAAUUCUUCACAUAGCUUGGUGUCUUCAGUAAUUGUACAUUCUGAAAUUAUUUCACUCAUUGAGGAACGGCUAGGAACUGAUGAAAAAUCUAAUCGGUUCAAAUGUAUUGUUGAACCUCUCUUGCAUAGCUCACAACUUACUGUAAAUACGAAUAAUGAUGUGGAAAUUCUUGUCUCUAUGUUUAAUCCAAAAGACUCCCAAGAAAUUUUAAAUUUUAUGGAACGAAUAGCAUUAUUUAGCGAAAAGUCAAUCUUCAAAAAACACGUUGACUUGUUUAAUUCUCUUAUUAAAACCAAAUUACUUGGUAGAUAUGUUGUGGACGGACAAGUGACACUCAUAGAGUUUAUGGGAGUGAGAUAUCCAAUUUUGAUACGUUUUAAGUCUUCACAAAAUGUUGCGAACAGAAAGUACAUGCAAGUAACCAGGGAUGCUAUUGUGAAAUUUAAUUCAUCGAGUCAAGCACCACCCAUUGCGAAUGUCGCUUCCUUACAGAAACUUACAAAUGACCAACUUCUCUACAAGGAAAGAACGAAAACAUUUAUUGAGAAUAUUUCAUCAGACUCCAUUGGAGGCCUCGAUGAACAGUUGGCAAAAAUUACUGAAAUUUUAGACGCCGUCUUUCAUGUUACUCCCAAGUUUUGCACACAUACUCCCAAAACAAUGUUGCUUUGGGGAUUACAAGGAACAGGAAAAACAACCAUUUUGACAAAAAUAAGCGAGGAAUACAAAGAACGUGGAAUUCAAGUUCGAUUUGCAAAUGGAACUUCCUUCUCUAUAGAUCUAUUUUCAAAUUUACACCAUUCUCAAGAUACAGGAAUACUUAUUUGUUUGGACGAUAUUGAAAAUAUGGGGAAAAAGUUUGAUCACUUAUUAUCAUGCUUGCAGAAAAUUACUUUCAACAAUUCUGGACGGGUGGCAGUUAUUGCAGUUUCUAAUCGAAAUAUUGAAGAGUUAGAUGAAUCGGUGAGACAAAGUGGACAUUUCGAAAGAGAUUUUUACAUUCCAAUUCCAAGCGGCCUCAAAGAUCGGUCUACUAUUCUCGAUAUUCAAUUUCGAAAGUUUUUUCCAACGCUCCCACCAGAAAUCAAAGAAAUUUUCAUUAAUAAUCUGUUAAGGUUUACACCUGGUUAUGUUGGACGUGACAUUCAAAGACUUUUCAAAAUGGCUCAAUAUCAUGCACUUUCGAAUGAGGAGUGUGAACACAGUCAGAAGUCCAUCAACAAUGCAAUGGCCAUCACCUCUAUCGAAACGUUUGUUCAACCUCAGUGGAAAGAUUUUGAAUAUGCACUUCGAGUGGUGAAACCCAGUCAAUUGAAUACUGAAAAUCUCUUCACAGUAUUGAGAUCCAACGAACAAGGGCAUCCCAAUAAUAACGAAUUUCAAGAUAUUGGAGGAUACAAUCAUAUCAAACAACGAUGUAAAGAAUUGUUGUAUUGGCCUUUGGAAUAUCCAGAAUCUUUUCAAAGAUAUGGUUUACCAACGUGUUGUGGAAUUUUGUUGCAUGGACCAUCAGGAUGUGGAAAAAGUUUACUCACACGAAGUUUGGCUUCUUUGGGCAAAAUGAAUUACAUUUCACUCAAAUGCCCAGAAAUGUUCAGCAAAUAUGUGGGUGAAACAGAAAAGUUGAUUCGAUAUAUUUUCAAACGCGCACGACAACUCUCCCCGUGUGUACUUGUGUUUGACGAGAUUGAUGCUUUGGCUCCAAGAAGAGAAUUGCAGAGUAAUGCAUCGGUGACAGAUAGUGGAUCGGCUGCGCGAGCUCUUUCUCAACUACUUAAUGAAAUGGAUGGAAUUCAGAACAGAAAACAAGUAUUUAUUAUUGGAUGUACAAAUAGAAUUGAAUUGAUUGAUCAGGCAUUACUGAGACCGGGAAGAUUGGAUCAAAUUUUGGAGAUGGGUGAACCCAAUGAGCAUGACAUGUUCGAUAUUUUCACUGUUUACAAAAGAAAAAUGCCAUUUUCUCCAACGAUCGACAUCGCAGAAUUGGUUUCCGUGAUUAAGGAUCAUGGAUGGACAGGUGCAAAAAUUCAUUCAUGGUGCAGAGAGGCUGCUUUGGAAGCUCUCAGAGAGAAUAUUGGCAGUGCGGUAAUUGAAUUGCGUCAUUUCAAGAGCUCGUAUCCUUCAAUGAAUCAAUAG